Mus pahari (shrew mouse) is the source of this 949-nucleotide messenger RNA. It is a transcript of the gene Emp3, whose product is annotated as epithelial membrane protein 3. The record is from RefSeq and is a predicted model, not a curated record. The coding region runs from base 429 to 920 and encodes 163 amino acids. The transcript has 6 exons. Gene Ontology annotation, cellular component: plasma membrane. NCBI's taxonomy places the organism in Eukaryota, Metazoa, Chordata, Mammalia, Rodentia, Muridae.
CCCAAGUAAGUGAAAUCAUCUAUCCCAGGCCACACAACCAUGAAAUGGCGACAUUGGCAUUCUUAAAGGCUACAUCCUCCUUUCCAUAGAUUCGUACUUUUUGUCCUGCCAUGAGCCAGCCCAAAGUUUGAUCUAUGUCACAGGAUCUGGCCUUCUACAGAUUCUUGUGUCAUCCACUCUGCCCCAAACUUCAUCAAAGAGAGUCCAAGGAGGUAACAUGCCCCACCCCAGAGCCUCAAAGACUUCUCAUCUGAGUCCUGAAAGGAGGUCCCAGAACAUGCCUACUGUGUGACUGGGUGGGCAGAGAAUAAGGAACCAAGAUUUUGUGCCCUCCCCUGACUGGAGACCUCAGCUGGGCGAGGCUAAAGUGGAUAUAAAAGGCGACUCUCGGCUUGCCUCUCCUGCUCUGAGCCAGACAUCUGGCAGCCAUGUCACUCCUCCUGUUGGUGGUCUCUGCCCUCCACAUCCUCAUUCUUGUCUUGCUUUUUGUGGCCACUUUGGACAAGUCCUGGUGGACUCUCCCAGACAAAGAGUCCCUGAACCUGUGGUAUGACUGCACGUGGAACACCACCACUCAAACGUGGGCCUGCAGUAACGUCAGUGAGAACGGCUGGCUGAAGGCAGUGCAGGCGCUCAUGGUGCUGUCUCUCAUCCUCUGCUGCCUGUCCUUCAUCCUCUUCAUGCUCCAACUCUACACCAUGCGGCGAGGAGGGCUCUUCUACGCCACCGGCCUCUGCCAGCUUUGCACCAGUGCAGCUGUGUUCUCCGGGGCACUCAUCUAUGCCAUCCACGCCGAGGAAAUCCUGGCAAAGCACCCAAGUGGGGGCAGCUUCGGUUACUGCUUUGCCCUGGCCUGGGUGGCUUUCCCACUUGCUCUGGUCAGCGGCAUUGUCUACAUCCACCUGCGAAAACGUGAAUGAGUGCUGUGUCCCCUAGAAAAUAAAUUCAU